AUGGCCAUCAGCCUGCUCUUCUCUCUUCUGCUCCGCCUCCUCGCCGUGCAAGCGGCUUCGCCCGGCAGCGUCGGCAACGGCAACGACGACGAUGACGACAGCGCCCUGAUGACGUCCUGCCUCGCGGCCGCCGGCGUGCGCAACGUCACCACACGCCGCUCGCCCGCGUACGCCGCCGCGCUCGCCUUCUCCGUCCAGAACCUCCGGUUCGCGGCCGCCUGUGCGCACCACGGUCCGGCCGCCGUGGUCGUCCCGGCGUCCCUGGCAGAGCUGCGCGCGGCCGUGCUGUGCGCCCGGGAGACGGGGCUGGUGGUGCGCCUCCGCAGCGGCGGGCACAGCUACGAGGGCCUCUCCUACACCACGGACGGCGCCGGCGGCUUCGUCGUCAUCGACCUCGUGGCGCUAGACCGCGUUCGGGUCGACGCCGGAACGCGCACCGCGUGGGUCCAGUCCGGCGCGACGCUCGGCCAGGUGUACCACGCGGUGGCCGCGUCCAGCAAGACCCUGGCGUUUUCGGCAGGGUCAUGCCCCACGGUCGGCUCCGGAGGCCACAUCGCCGGUGGCGGGUUCGGGCUGCUGUCCCGCAAGUACGGGCUCGCGGCGGACAACGUGAUCGACGCCGUUCUGGUCGACGCCGACGGGCGCGUGCUGGACCGCGACAGCAUGGGCGAGGAGGUCUUCUGGGCGAUCCGCGGCGGCGGUGGCGGCGCCUGGGGCGCCGUCUAUGCGUGGCGCGUCAAGCUGAGCCCUGUCCCGGAGCGCGUCACCGUGUUCGUCGUGAACCGGCCCGGCACCGUGGAGUCGGUGGCACGGCUGGUGUCAACAUGGCAGCACGUCGCGCCGUGGCUGCCUGACGAGUUCUACCUCUCGGCGUUCGUCGGAGCCGGCCUGCCGGAGUCGGACGGGACCGGCAUUUCCGUCACCUUCAAGGGGUUCUACCUCGGGCGGUGCCAGGAGGCGUUGGAGAUACUCUCCACACGGUUCCCAGAGAUCGGCCUCGCGGACCUGAACCCGAGAGAGAUGAGCUGGAUCGACUCUGUGGUCUUCUUCUCGGGCCUGCCCGAAGGGAGCUCCACGUCGGACCUCACCGACCGGGUGCUCCACGACAAGAACUACUUCAAGGCCAAGUCGGACUUCGUGCGCCGGCCGACGCCCUUCGGCGAGCUGGAGGGAGCCAUCGGUUUCCUUUCCAAGCAGCCCAAGGCGUACGUCAUCCUUGACCCGUACGGCGGGGCCAUGGACCGGAUCGCCGCCGCCGACCUCCCGUUCCCGCAUCGCAGAGGAAACAUCCACGCGAUCCAGCAUCUCAUUGCCUGGACCGCCGACGACGACGGCCAGAGACAGGAGUACAUGGACUGGCUACGCCGGUUCUACGACCUCAUGGGAGCCUACGUGUCCAACGGCCCACGCACCGCCUACAUAAACUACCUAGACCUUGAUCUAGGCACCAACAACAAUGGCUCUCCUGCUCAUCAUCAUCCUAUAAUAGGAGACGGCGACCAAGAUGGCGGCAGUCCUCUCAACUCGGAGGUCGAGGCGGCGAGGACAUGGGGCGAGAGGUACUUCUUGAGCAACUACGACCGUCUCGUCCGUGCCAAGACCACCAUCGACCCGGAGAACGUGUUCUGCAAUGCCCAGAGCAUCCCGCCCCUCUUCGUGGGGGCUCUGCAGAUGACCAGGCGUCUUGCACAUGACAUCUAG
Triticum turgidum subsp. durum (durum wheat) is the source of this 1701-nucleotide messenger RNA. Lineage: Eukaryota; Viridiplantae; Streptophyta; Magnoliopsida; Poales; Poaceae. The record is from the annotation of a GenBank genome assembly.